AUGAGAAGACUCCAGGAUAAAGUGAAUUAACAACUGAAAAAUUAUAGAGAUAAAUUGAAUAGAUGGUAGAUAGUUUGUAAGGAGAAUUGGAAGAUGAAAAUAUAUGAUCAAGUAAAAAUAUAUAAAAUAUUAAUAAUUUAAUAAUUAACAACUAUUUUUUGCAUGAAAGCUAAAGCCUCUUAAAUAUCUCCUGAUAAAUUAUAUGCUUCACUUCUCAAAAAGAAAAGUGAUUAAGAAUAAUAAGCUCGUCUAAAAUCACCAAUUGUAAAUCCUAAUAAGUAUACACAUCAUUUUAUUAUUUAGAUAUCUAGUUCCAAGCAAUAGGAAUGGAAUUGGCAAUUCUAAAAUAGAAGCUAAAAAAUCAAGACCAACUAGCGGAAAAGAUUUUAAAGAUGUUAGCAGUGUAUUACUCAAAAAAACUCAUGCACGUUAGAAUAGCAAAUUAAUCGAAACUAAAGAAAAUUCACAAAAUAUAUCUGCUAAUGCCUUAUCAAUCUUAUUAAAAAUCAAGUAAGAAAGACCUGAAACUAAAUAACCUGUUAUUCAGUAAAACAAAGAUAUAUUCAAUCAAUAAAGCAUUUCUAAAAAAUAUCAAAAAUUAAUGGAAAUGACUAAGCAACAAUAAUAAAACAUAGUUAAAUCUAAACUCUUUAAAGGACCACGUUCAAUUAGUAAUCCAGAUAUUUCAAAUUUAUAACUCUACAUUACUAAAGCUAAUGGAUUAAGUUCUCCUGGUAUGCUUUAUAAUGGUUAAACUAAAACCAAUCAAGAUAUCUAUAAAUUAAUCAACAAAUUUAACAAUAAAGAUAAUGAUUGGUAUAUAUAAGUUUCAGAUGGUCAUGGCACUAAUGGCCAUUAAGUAGCUUAAUUCUUAUAAUAAGUCUUACCUUCAUUUAUUGNGUAUUAAAUGCAAUUAAAAAAUCUAAAUCACAAAAAUCAUUAAUUUAACUUAAAGAUAAUGAAAUAUAUGUAGAAGAGACUUUGGAUUAAACUCAAAAGAAAGAUACAAAUUUUGCUGAUUUAUUCACAAAUGAUGGUUCAUCACUAGAUAUGGGAUAAUAAGUUAUAUUUGAAGAUUCUCCAAGUGCUCCUAUGGUUGAAUUACCUUAAGAUGAAAAUUUGGAAUAUGUGA
Molecule: messenger RNA, 1132 nt
Organism: Paramecium primaurelia
Lineage: Eukaryota; Ciliophora; Oligohymenophorea; Peniculida; Parameciidae
Source: the annotation of a GenBank genome assembly